AAAUAUAUGAUUAAGUACAUAUAUAUAUAUACUCUUUUACUUUGGCAAUAGAUAUACUCGAAAGAGAUCAUUAAACAUGGGGAAAGAGUUGAGUAGUACCAAUGAUGAGCUUCACGUAGUAAUGUUUCCAUUCUUCGCAUUUGGGCAUAUCAGUCCAUUUGUUCAGCUCUCCAACAAGCUCUCCUCCUCUCAUGGAGUUCGAAUCUCUUUCUUCUCCAUUCCCGGCUACGUUUCCAGAAUCAAAUCCUUACUCAUUCCCUCUCCCACCACCCAAAUCAUUCCCCUCCAAAUCCCAUCCACCAACGGUAGUCUCACUGAUUCAACUGCUGGAACUUCAGAUCUCCCACCCUCCGAAGCCGGAAGCCUCAUCGAAGCUGUUGAUCUAAUGCAACCCCAGAUCAAGUCCCUUCUUUCAGAUCUCAAACCCCAUUUCAUCGUCUUUGAUUUCGCUCAGUACUGGCUUCCCUCUCUCGCUUCAGAAUUGGGCAUCAAGACUUUGUUUUUCUCUGUCUUCUCUGCUGUUUCCGGUGCUUACAACACCGUCCCGGCCAGACUUUCCGGCGUCGAAGGAGACCUCACCGUCAAUGACCUGAAGAAACCUCCAAUGGGUUUCCCUCAAACCUCUGAAAUUCGCCUGAAAACCUUCGAAGCCAGAGACUUCUUGUUCCUGUUUCGGAGCUUCGACGGAGGCCCAAGCGUUUUCGACAGAGUCAUCUCUGGCCUAACUGGUUGCUCCGCCAUCAUAAUGAAGACCUGCGAAGAAAUCGAAGGUCCAUAUCUAGCUUUCAUGAAAUCCCAGUUCAGAAAACCUGUCAUGCUGACUGGUCCCCUCGUCCCGGAGCCAACAUCCGGCGAGCUCGACGAAAAAUGGGCAACUUGGCUCAGUCGUUUCCAGCCAAAGACUGUCGUUUUUUGCUCAUUCGGGAGCGAAACGUUUCUCAACGAUGAUGAAAUCAGAGAGCUAACUCUCGGGUUGGAACUAACAAAAUUACCAUUUUUCUUGGUCCUGAACUUCCCGGCCAACGUCGACGCCGCAACCGAACUGGAACGAGCUCUGCCCGAAGGGUUCAAGGAAAGAGUGAAAGACAGAGGCGUAGUGUACUCUGGGUGGGUGCAGCAGCAGCAGAUCCUGGCCCAUGCAAGCGUUGGAUGCUACCUUUGUCACUCUGGGUUUAGCUCCAUUAUUGAGGCCUGGGUCAACGACUGUCAGUUGGCUUUGCUGCCAUUCAAAGGGGACCAGUUCAUGAACUCGAAGCUCAUUGGGUUGGACCUGAAAGCUGGUGUGGAGGUGAAAAGGAGAGACGAAGAUGGGCAUUUUGCGAAGGAGGAUAUCUAUGAAGCGCUGAAGAAGAUAAUGGUGGAGGUUGAGGAGGAACCUGGGAAGACAGUGAGAGUGAAUCAUCAAAAAUGGCGUAGUUUUUUGUUGGAGAAGAACAUUCAAGAUAAGUUCAUAUCAGAUAUGGCGAUGGAGAUGAAGGCCAUGGCCAUGGCUACUACGCCUACUACUUGUACGUAAUAAAACAAGUGGGUUUCAAUUCAAUGUAAGCCCUACUUUCAUCACAACUUAAAUAAAACUAAGCCGAUGUUAGAUUGCAAAUCUCACAUUCUUGGGGUGCCAAUUAUCAUUUCUCUAAAACUAAGUUGGUUUAAAUAAAGUGUAUUGUUAUUAAGUUAUUUUGGAAAAUGUAGAUGGAAUUAAAAUGAAUGAAAUAUUAAAUAUUUGUGUCAAAAUAA
Humulus lupulus (European hop) is the source of this 1734-nucleotide messenger RNA. RefSeq names its product anthocyanidin-3-O-glucoside rhamnosyltransferase-like. Lineage: Eukaryota; Viridiplantae; Streptophyta; Magnoliopsida; Rosales; Cannabaceae. The coding region runs from base 77 to 1516 and encodes 479 amino acids. The transcript has a single exon. The record is from RefSeq and is a predicted model, not a curated record. Gene Ontology annotation, molecular function: UDP-glycosyltransferase activity.